GCUCCCUCCUGCAGUCUUCCCCUAUUAAAAUUUAAAAUGUGUAACUUCAUGUAUUGGGAUGAAUGACUGAUAUUCAUGUUAAACUCAAACGUUAGGUAUUUAGGGGGAAAAAACAAAAUAAUAAACAUUAUACAGAUGUCAAAUAAAUCAAACUGUAAUUAAACUACACUCUUAAAAAUGCUGGGUUAUUUUGCUAACCCAACUGCUGGGUUAAGGCUGAUUUUUAAGCAGUUGGGUCAAUUUAAUACAACAUUGGGUCAAACAUUUUGACCCAGCAUGUUGGGUUAAAAGGGGCGGUAAAAAGAAAGAUCCUCCCCCUCGUCUGUGCCAGCUUCACCAUUUUAAAGUGGAGGAUGACAAGGACUUGCCUCAUUUCCAUGGACCUUCACACCAGCAAUGUUUAAAAAUAAGAUGGAUGAAUUUGUGAAGGACAAACUUCUGGAAUGGAACCUCUCUGAAUACAUCCCUGCUUUUGAAGCUGAAAAGAUUGACAAAGACAGCCUUUUCCUCUUGGAUGCGAACAGCUUGACGACUUUGAUACCUCUCCUGGGUCCACGCCUGAAAAUUCAGAAUAAUUUAAAAAGAUUACUUGAGGAUUCAAGCCCUAAACAAACGGAGUCUGUUUGUGCACCAGCUGACAAAUUGCAGCACGUGGCUCCUGUCCAGGGUGGAACAUCAUUUAAUAUCCGUGAGAUACUCAACAAAACACCUGAUGGAAGAGCAAUAGUUCACAGCCUUGAAGAAAGCCAUCACAUUUCUAUAAGUGAGAGAAGAUCCAUGGUCAGGAUACUUGUGUCCCACCUGAUUGAGUGCUUUGGAGAGAAUCCACCCUCGGAAUCAAAGGCAUUGCUGGCAUCAUCAGUAGUGGAGCAGUUUCCAUGUCUAAAGGACAGUCUUGGCACAGGCUAUGAUGCGUGGUUCACCCCAGGAAGGAAACAUAGACCUGCAACAGGAUUCCUAGAGGAAUGUCUCCGCAAUGUGCGAAAGAGGUCACGCUGCGACACCCAGAAUAAGUCAACACCUCAAGCGCCACAAAAAUGCCAGAUUGUUUUGCCUGAACCUACUGUAUCUCCAGAGCGAGCCAUCCAGAUGACAGAAUGGCUGAAAAACAAUAUCUGGCCACCAUCACAAGUUUCCCAGUAUAUGCUGGAGACCGCUAUCCAACGAGCCCAGUGGAUUAGAAGCAAUGGGACAAUGUCAAUCAGAGAAAUAAUGGCCGAGUUUCCACGUUUGGUUGACACUCCAGGCAUGAUUUCUCAGGACUUCUCUGUGCUACACCCAGACUCCUCAGAGAAAUUAACUGCAAGGUGGAGCCACGUGUUCUCCCGAAAGAUCAUCCGCAUGGCCAGAAAAGAAGACGCAGCUAACCGUCUCAUCGACAUAGAUUCGCUUCCAGCAGACAAACAGGAAGAUGCCGCUUUGUUGUUGCUCCCACUGAUUCUCCCUACUGCACCAUACAAAGUUGGAAGGAGACUCCUCCGACCCAGCAGCGUGGUUCGCAAGGCCUUCAUUGACAUCCAGCCAACUGGAACCAACAUGGUGGAGUACCUGACCGGGGCCACAACAGACGACCCACAUGUUCUUAUGCUUGGUGAAGACCAUCGAUGUUCCCAAGCAUUCGUUAUCCUCAAUGGGACUGCCAUGGAAUAUCCAUCACUUUUGGGGAAGGACCUGAUUGGUGUCCAGAACCUGCUGAAGAAGCACCAGGCUCUGCAGGCUGAGAUCACAGGUCAUGAACCUCGCAUCAAGGCUGUCACCCAGAAAGGAGAGACCAUAAUGGAGGAAGGUCACUUCGCUGGUUCAGAACCCUCGGCCCGUCAGAACAUUCUUAUCCACCACGUUCUAACACCAGACCUGUUAACCCGACAGCAACAAGUGGCUCCAACUGACGAUGAGACCGGGAAGGAGCUGGUUCUGGCUCUGUACGACUACCAGGAGAAGAGUCCUGGAGAGGUCACCAUGAAGAAGGGCGACAUCCUCACGCUGCUCAACAGCACCAACAAGCUGAAUGAGGAUGGAGAGACGGGUCGGACCUGGAGCAGGUCGAGGUCUUGCAGAAGAAGUUUGACGACUUCCAGAAGGACCUGUAGGCCAACGAGUCCCGCCUGAGGGACAUCAACAAGGUGGCAUCUGAACUGGAGUCAGAAGGUCUGAUGGCUGAGGAGGCUCCUAUGGUUCAGGCUCAGCAACAAGAACAUCUGGGUUCUGCUCCUGGAAAGGAUGAAGCCGACUCUAACCCCGGCUUUCCACAGGAGUUGUCAGCAGCACGUUACUGCAGCAGCACGUCAUAGCUGCUGAUAGGAACCGCUGUGGUCAACAGAACCUUUUCCACUGGAGCCGUCGGCAGCGAGAGUCGGCCGCGUCUCAGGAGCAGCAAGUUGCGGCCCUUACGCGCCGGUUCUAUUUUCUACGCGCGACGCCUCUGAAACGGGUCAAGUUCGACAUUUUUGGGGAAGGA
Molecule: messenger RNA, 2458 nt
Organism: Nothobranchius furzeri (turquoise killifish)
Lineage: Eukaryota; Metazoa; Chordata; Actinopteri; Cyprinodontiformes; Nothobranchiidae
Source: RefSeq, a predicted model, not a curated record